AGGUCUUGGUGGAGAGACCGGAGAGGACGGAGGCUGUCGGGUCACCGAUGCUGCAGAAAAUCUAGCUCUCCAGAAAUACCGAAAGGCGGCUAAGUUUUGUUCAGAAUGCGUCCCUAAUUCACCGACUUUGAUUUACAGGGAAGAAACCUAACCUUCUGAUAAAAGCUUCGCUAUUUUUUAUUAUUCCUGGAGAGCUACUUCGCCUCGUUUCCAAACAUGAUCGGGAGAGGACUGUUCCUUUUGACAAUCCUGUCUAGCUGCGUCCUUUCAUUGCCAGUGACUUCGAGUCAGCUGGAGAAUGAGGACGUAAAGGUGAUGAAAUGCAUCGUGGAGGCGCUGGCAGAUGUCCUAUCGAGGCCACACCCCAUGCCUGUCAGUCAGGAGUGUUUGGCCACACUGAAGACGGAUGACCGACUUGUUACUAUCCUUCGUCAUCAAAACUUUCUGAAGGAGAUGCAGGAGAUCGCUGCUCAAGGUGGUCGGGGGAGAGCUGAUACGCCUACAGCAGCAGCACCGACCCUUCAGGCUACAGAUGAUGUCCCUGAUCGAUCCAUGUUGGAGGCUUUAGGAGGCCCCGGCGAACGAUCUAUCCUGUCCAAGAGGACGGGAGCUGGAAAAGAUGAAAAGGAAGCAGGCAUGGAAGACGGCGAGUUGCAGGGGGACAAUGAAGCUGAAGAAGUGCAGGUGAAAUGGGAGAGUGAUGAAAGCCCGGGAAGCCACGUCUCUGAGUCUGCAGAGGAGUGGAGGGAGGGCGAGGAUGAAAAGAGGGAGGAAGAUGAAGAAGGCUAUGACAAGAAGCGAGCAGAGGAGAUUUCAGAAGAGGAGAGCAAAG
Messenger RNA from Pundamilia nyererei, 832 nucleotides. Its product is annotated as chromogranin-A-like. The record is from RefSeq and is a predicted model, not a curated record. Gene Ontology annotation, biological process: negative regulation of insulin secretion; negative regulation of catecholamine secretion; defense response to bacterium. Gene Ontology annotation, cellular component: chromaffin granule. NCBI's taxonomy places the organism in Eukaryota, Metazoa, Chordata, Actinopteri, Cichliformes, Cichlidae. The transcript has 6 exons. The annotation marks the transcript as partial.